This is a messenger RNA of Macrosiphum euphorbiae (potato aphid), 561 nucleotides long. The record is from the annotation of a GenBank genome assembly. NCBI's taxonomy places the organism in Eukaryota, Metazoa, Arthropoda, Insecta, Hemiptera, Aphididae.
AUGAUGGCACACCCAUGGCCCACUGAACCCCAUGAAAAACAAUUACUACUACGCCGAUUAAAAAACAAAUACAGCCGAUUAUUUGGACCCGAACAUCUAGAAGCGGAUAUGAUAGAAUUAUCAAAACCUGAACAGAACAAGACCAAUAUUGACGUCAGACAAUAUCAUGUACAAAAUAUCGAAAUUCAUAAUAAACCGAAAAAAACAGCACAGCAACUCAAGAUCGAAGCCCAGUACGAACGUAAGAGAUCAGCACUCAGAACCAGGUAUAAACUAGAACCCACUUUUACUAUGCCUGAUACUAUAACAGCGGUGCCGAUUGUCAAGAAUCCACCCGAGCAAGAAGAGGUAGCCGCCGACACCACAGAGAACGCGCCGGCAGCUGAAGAAAUUCCAAUAAAUCAGCCAGAGGGAUCAGAAAUUGAUUUGGAAAUUAUGAUAAACCUCGAAGAGAAACAAGACAUCGAAGGAAUUGAAGACAUUCCUCCGAUAGCACCAGUCAUCAGUAACCGCGAAAGGAAGAGGUUAUUAUGGCUGUCCAAAAUACCAAAAAAACAAUGA